UCAAGCGACUAAUCGAUUGGUCAAGGAGCCAAGCUGGAGUUCUAUAGUACCGGGGCAAGCCCUCCAAACUUGGCUACUCUGUCCUCUGUCUCCCUCUCUCUCUCCUCUUCUCCAAGUGGGUGAGUGCUCCAUGAGCUAGUCUCAAGUGACCCCGGAGUCCGGUCACCGCCCCCAUGGCUUCCCCUCUCUUCUUCCUCUUCUUUCUUCUCUCCUCCAUCCCUGGCGGAGCACCGGAUCUGGUCUCCGACCGGGCCGCCCUCCUCGCCUUCCGCUCUUCCGUUGGCCGGGCGGUGCUCCCGUGGAAUGACUCCACGACGCCGUGCUCGUGGCUGGGCGUAGCCUGCGUCGCCGGCCGCGUGGCCGUCCUCCGCCUCCCUGCCGUCGGCCUUAUGGGUCAGAUUCCGGUGGGCACCGUCGGCAACCUGACGGCGCUCCGGACGCUGAGCCUCCGCUACAAUGCCCUCUCCGGCGGCCUCCCGGCGGACCUCGCCAAGUGUUCCCAGCUUCGGAACCUCUACCUCCAGGGCAACCGCUUCUCCGGCGAGAUCCCGGCAUUCCUGUUCUCGCUUCAGAACCUCGUCCGCCUUAACCUCGCGGGGAACGACUUCUCCGGCGGCGUCACGCAGGAGUUCAACAACCUCACCCGCCUCGGCACGCUCUACCUCGAGAGCAACCGGCUUUCGGGCGAGAUCCCGGAGCUGAACCUCCCGAAUCUGGCCUGGUUUAACGUAUCAUUCAACCAGCUCAACGGAUCUAUCCCGUCCAAGCUCCGGAAAAUGCCGGCAGAGGCGUUCAUGAAGACAGGGCUCUGCGGCGGGCCGCUGGGCCCCUGCCCGGGCGAGAUCCCGCCGUCGCCGUCGCCGUCGCCGGCGGCGGAGGGCCCGGCGGGCGUCGAGGGCGAGGCGAAGCACGACAAGAAGAAACUCUCCGGCGGAGCGAUAGCCGGAAUCGCGAUCGGAGCCGCCGCCGGAGUUUUAAUCAUUCUCAUCCUGGUGGUCCUUCUCUGUUGGAAGAGGAGCAGCAGCGCGGGUAAGACGAGGUCGCUGGAAGCUGUGCCGGUGGGCGCGAAGCCGCCGGAAGUGGCGGCGGCGGGGGGGGAUGGGGGGGCAGGGGAGGGAGGGAAUGGGAACGGGGCCAGCUCGUAUACGGCCGCGGCGUCGGCGAAGGGGGAAGCGGCGGGGAAGAAGCUAGUGUUUUUCGGGAGCGGGGAGAGGCCGUUCGAUCUGGAAGAUCUAUUAAGAGCUUCAGCGGAAGUACUGGGGAAGGGAACGUCCGGGACGGCGUACAAGGCGGUGCUGGAGAUGGGGACGACGGUGGCGGUGAAGAGGCUCAAGGACGUCAAUCUUGCGGAGAAGGAGUUCCGGGAGAGGAUCGAGGCCGUCGGCGCGAUGAACCACCCCAAUCUGGUGCCCCUCCGGGCCUACUACUACAGCAAGGACGAGAAGCUUCUUGUCUAUGAUUACAUGCCCAUGGGCAGCCUCUCCGCCCUCUUGCACGGGAACAGAGGAUCUGGUCGGACCCCUCUCAACUGGGACACACGAUCCAGCAUUGCUCUUGCCGCAGCCCGUGGCAUUGAGUACAUCCACUCGACGGGCCCUUCAGCCUCUCACGCCAACAUCAAGUCAUCCAACAUUUUGCUGACAAAGUCAUAUGAAGCCCGGGUGUCGGACCACGGGCUUGCCCUCCUUGUAGGUCCAGCCUCGGCUCCUACCCGCGUUGCUGGAUACCGGGCUCCAGAGGUCACCGAUGCGCAGAAGGUCUCCCAGAAGGCCGAUGUGUACAGCUUUGGAGUGCUUCUGUUGGAGCUGCUCACUGGCAAGGCCCCAGCACAAGCCCUCCUCAAUGAUGAGGGCGUCGACCUCCCGAGGUGGGUGCAAUCGGUUGUUCAGGAGGAGUGGACAUCGGAGGUGUUUGAUCUGGAGCUGCUGCGGUAUCAGAAUGUCGAGGAGGAGAUGGUGCAGCUCCUGCAGCUUGCUAUAGACUGUGCUGCUCAGUAUCCAGAUAGGCGGCCUACGAUAUCGGAGGUGGUGGUCCGGAUUGAGGAGAUCCGCAAUUCCAGCAUUGGAGCUGCAGACCGAGGCCAGCAGCAAGACCAGAGCAUGGAUGAUGGUGAUGACCAGUCCUCAAGGAGAACCAAUUCCAUCGAGGGGACCAAGCCCUCUGGGUCUGAGACUUGAGUUACGACCGAUCGCGGCCGGCAUGGACUCAUGGGCGAAUGAAUCUGGUGUCUAAUUGUCUGGUUGUGAGAUGGGAGGUGUUUAUUUUUCUUUCAUUUCUUAUGAUUAAGCAAACUGUGCAUGCUGUAUUUUUUUUUUCUCCAUAGCACAUGUAAUUGUUUUUCUUUCUGUUUUUCAGAAGGGGAUUGGCGUUUGUGUCUAGGAUGAAUACCUUAUGUUGAUGUUAUUGAUAGCUUAAGGAAUCCUUUUCCUUCUUCUCUUA
This is a messenger RNA of Phoenix dactylifera (date palm), 2439 nucleotides long. Its product is annotated as putative inactive receptor kinase At1g48480. The record is from RefSeq and is a predicted model, not a curated record. Gene Ontology annotation, biological process: protein phosphorylation. Gene Ontology annotation, molecular function: protein binding; ATP binding; protein kinase activity. NCBI's taxonomy places the organism in Eukaryota, Viridiplantae, Streptophyta, Magnoliopsida, Arecales, Arecaceae.